Messenger RNA from Salvia hispanica, 1311 nucleotides. The record is from RefSeq and is a predicted model, not a curated record. NCBI's taxonomy places the organism in Eukaryota, Viridiplantae, Streptophyta, Magnoliopsida, Lamiales, Lamiaceae.
AUGGCAGUUACCUUGCUUCCAAAGUUCGUCAUGCUGAAACAUAAGUCGUUUGAGCACAGCUUUUUCUCGUACAAGGAUGGCACGGUGCUUGCUGAGACGGAGAUGGGUGUGCACAACCCGCUGGCGAAGAUCGAAGUAGAGAAGGCGAAGAUCAAUGGUGAUUACGUCCACCUGCGAUUCACUCACACCAACAAGUACUGGUCCCGGAAGGACGGGUUCAUCGUGGCGGAGUCGACGAAGCCAGAGGAGGACGUUAAAAAAUCGACGUGUACGAUGUUCAAGGCGACCGGCACCGCGGACGCUGGCGUCUUCCAAUUGGUCCACGUCCAGAGCGGAUUCUUCGUCCAGUCGAAAACCACCUCCUCGCAAGUGGAGGUGGUUAAAGACGCCUCCGAAUCCAGUAAGCUGAGCUUCGUGGAUUCGGAGACGAUAGUGCUACUGCCCAACCGCUUAGCGUUGAAAUCCAACAACGGGAAGUUCCUAAAGUCAGUCGACGACAGCAACCACUCGCUCGAGUUCACAUCAGACGAUCACAACGCCAGGUCCUCCGCGCAGGAGAUCCAGGCGCUGCCGAGCGGGCAGAUCCGGAUAAAAUCGGUGUUCUACGACAAGUUCUGGAGGCGAGUAAGCGACGGCGAUGGUUUGAUUUAUGUGGUGUCGGGGGAGAAGGAAACGAGCGACAAGGACAGCCUCUUCUGGCCGGUGAAACUGAGCGAGAAGACCAUCGCGCUCCGCAGCGUGGGCAACGACAAUGGUGGAGGGGCGAGGUUUGAGGUGCGGGAGCUGGUGCGGGAGAGGAAAAUCUACGACGUGAAGUACCGACUGGAGGAGGCGAGGAUAUACGACGUGGAGCCGCUGGUGGCGGGGUCGGUCACGCUGAGGAACGAGGGGGACAAGGAGGCGAGCUUGAGCGAGAAAGUGGUGUACGAGGAGGUGAGCUCGUAUGGGAUCUCGCGCCGCGAGAGUGUGACGGCAGAGCUGAAGGUCACCUUUGAAGCUUCCCUGAGCAAAGUAGUGGAUUUCAAGUUUGAAGUGGGUAGAAGGGUGAGUGAGGAGUUGGAGUGGGAGAAGAUCAAUUAUGAGAAAGUAACAAAGGAGCCAAUGGCUACAACUGAUGUGCCAGCUCGUACUUCUGUCAAAAUCAGCUACAUAGGCUCAAAGGGGAAAUACACCAUUCCUUUCUCUUACUCGCAGAGUGACGUUGAUUCCGCCACCGCCCUACCCACUAUAACCAAACACACUGAUGGGAUUUACCACGGCCAAGGUAGUUUGGAGUUGAAGUUUGUUGCGGGGAAGCCUGUGCCUCUCUAG